CCUAUGUCACCAUGAUACGCCGGGUCGACCCUCGUACACGUACCGGUACGCCGGUACGUGGUGGUAACUUGGUUCCGACAAAAUGAAAAAAAAAAAGGGAAACCACACGAACGACACUCGUCUUCUCCCUCUCCGCCUUUCGAGUUUCUUCCUUAUUCCAACGGCUGGUGCUUGGGUUCAGUGAUUUUUUGGGCAGCGGCGGCGGACGGCGACCCGCGACGGACGACCCGUGGACGGCGACGGCGACGGACGGUGAGUGGGCGACGUUCGUCGUUCGGCUUCUUCCUCGUACAGUUGUUAGGGUUCCUCUCCCCCUGAUCCCUGGAGAGUCUCUUGGUUCGAUCUUUGUCUCAAUCAGCUGGCUCCUUUCCUCGCAUUCAGUCAAUCGGAAGCUCUCGCCAAGAACAACCCGAGAAUGAUAUUUAUGCCUAUGAGUGGAAUAAAGCACAAACAGCGACUUGCCUUGCCACCUUUUGCGAAAACAUUUGAAGACAAGGUAACAGACAGGAAUGCUCUUCUAGAAGAUGGACCAUACCAUUGAGGUUAUAAGAAAAAGGUGUUUCAGGUGUUUCUGAUUAUUAAAUCAGGUAAAGUUUCUUAAGCCUUUUUCAUGGCAGAGAGGGCUUGCGUAAAGCGUCUGCAGAAGGAAUACCGUGCACUAUGUAAGGAGCCAGUUCCACACAUUUUAGCUCGUCCAAAUCCGAAUGAUAUCCUCGAGUGGCAUUAUGUAUUAGAAGGGAGUGAAGGAACACCAUUUGCAGGUGGUAUUUACUAUGGAAAAGUAAAAUUUCCCUCUGACUAUCCGUUCAAACCCCCAGGAAUCAGCAUGAUUACACCUAAUGGCCGGUUUGCUACACAGAAAAGAAUUUGCAUGUCUAUGAGUGACUUUCAUCCGGAGACGUGGAAUCCCAUGUGGUCAGUGUCAAGCAUACUUACGGGGCUUCUUUCAUUCAUGAUGGACAAUAGUCCUACCACCGGCAGCGUGUCUACCACUGUUGCUGAAAAGCAAAGACUUGCACGUGCUUCACUUGCAUUCAACUGUAAGAGUCCAAUGUUCAGAAAAAUGUUCCCUGAAUAUGUGGAGCAGUACAACCAGUUACAAAAUGCAGAAAAACUAAAUUCAGAUAGAUUGGCAGAGAAAGAACAGCCUCAUGCUGCAUCUGAAACUGAAGGCAAGGAAAAAGAAGAUAAUGGAGUACUUGACAAAAGGAAUCAGCGGCAUACUAGCAAAAUCCCAUUUUGGCUACUGUUUUUUAUAUUCUCUGUUCUUUGUGCGAUUAUGGCGUUGCCACUUCUACUGAUUUGACUUCUGAUGAUGCUCUAGAAUCAAGGUGCCUUGGUCCUAUUUGUUUCAGAUGUUGAACUCAUCAAAUGAUUAAGGUCGGUCCCAAAGCAUUUCCAACUAUGGAUUGCUUAGGAUUUACACCUUGUGACCAGAUGAAUCUCUAUUGACUGGUGUACUGACGCAAGGAUCGUUAGACAUCAAUGGAAAUCUGGAACACGUUAUCAUCUCAUAUACAUAGGACAUUGGGUGUGCCUCCCCCAAUUUCUUGGUGUGAUAUUUUUUGGACUUGGUUAUGUAAUUGUCUCUUAACGAAGUUGGUAGCUGUGAUUCUUCUGUA
Nymphaea colorata (pocket water lily) is the source of this 1622-nucleotide messenger RNA. RefSeq names its product ubiquitin-conjugating enzyme E2 34-like. The transcript is spliced from 11 exons. The record is from RefSeq and is a predicted model, not a curated record. Bases 611 to 1306 code for a protein of 231 amino acids. Lineage: Eukaryota; Viridiplantae; Streptophyta; Magnoliopsida; Nymphaeales; Nymphaeaceae.